Molecule: messenger RNA, 2157 nt
Organism: Lachancea mirantina
Lineage: Eukaryota; Fungi; Ascomycota; Saccharomycetes; Saccharomycetales; Saccharomycetaceae
Source: the annotation of a GenBank genome assembly
AUGGAAGACGAGGACGAGCAUUUUGACGUAGACGAGCGGUUUGACGUAGACGAGUGGGAUUUUGCGAACGGGGCCGGAGCGGGCCGAGGCGCCGGGUGGUGGGGCCGGCAGCGGAGACGGGUGCGUCUGUGGUGGUUCCGGCGAGGGGUGGGCGUGGGGAGGGACGAAACCGCGGCGGGGAUCGAACUGCAGCAGUGGCGAGCGGGGGGAGCCCCCGGGGGCCCCGAGGCCCCCGGGGGCGAACUGCCCGAGUGGCGGGAGCUGACGCAGGGGGGCAAGGACUGGGGCCGGGUCGCGAAGCGGGUCGCGAAGCGGGCCGCCGUAGUGGCCCUGGUGGGAGCAGGCGCCACCGUGCUCACGGUGCGGGCGGUGUCCGGGCGGGGACCCGCAGUAGGACCCCUAGGGGCGCCCGUUGGGGAGCCCCUUGAGGAGCCCCCGGGGCCGCCCCCGGGCGGCGCCCCGGGCUCCGGCGCCCCCCCGCUCACCGUGUUGGUUUCGUUGGACGGGUUCCACCCGGCGUACGUAAGCGCGGAGACGACGCCGUGGCUGUGCGCGCUCUACAGCGGCAACGGCUCCGCGGCCGAGGACGGCCCCGGCCCCGGCCCCGGCCCCGGCGCCGCGCUCACGGCCCCGUACAUGCUGCCCCAGUUCCCGUCGCAGACGUUCCCCAACCAUUGGUCCCUGGUGACAGGCCUGUACCCGAGCGAGCACGGGAUCGUGAGCAACGGGUUCUGGGACCCGGAGCUACAGCGCGCGUUCGCGCACACAGACACCCCGCAGGACCCGGCGUUUUGGCGCGGCGGCACGCCUUUGUGGCAGACCGUGCAGCAGUCGCUCGGCGGCAACGCCGGCGGCAACGCCACCGCGGCCACGCACAUGUGGCCCGGCAGCGAAACCGUGUACCCGGACGAAUGGAACCCAGACGGGACGCGGGAGCCCGCGUACCGCGCGCGGUUCUGGCUCCAAGAGCCCCUCGAGGACAAGCUCGACCGCGUCCUGGCGUACCUAGACAUGCCCGCGCCGCCCGCGCUGCUGCUCGCGUACGUGCCUGCCGCGGACACGUUUGCGCACGCGCACGGAGCACAGAUGUCGCCGCAGCUGGUCGCGGAGUUGCAGCGGAUCGACCGGUUUCUGGAACAGCUGUGGCGGGGUGUACGGGCGCGGGCGCGCGGCGUGCGCGGCAAUCUGGUCGUUGUCAGCGACCACGGCAUGUCCACCGUCGACGUCGCGGACGCGGCUUCCGGCCGGUACGUGGUGUGGGAAGAGCUGCUAGACGAGACCGUGCGGGGCGGCGACCUCAGCUACGUGGUGCACGGGGUCAACUACGCGAUCCGGGUCUCGGACCCUGCGCGGGUUGCCGCGGUGCACGCCGCGCUGCAGGCCGCGCUGCGCGGCUCCCGGGGGUUCCGGGUGUAUCUCCGGGACGAGAUGCCGCGGGAGUGGCAGUUCCGCGGAUCGGAAGCUCACACGUACGGGUACCGGAUUGCGCCGCUGUGGAUUGUGCCGGAGCCGGGCUACUACGUCGUUACGCGACGCGAGCUGGCCCUGCUGCGCGCACAGGGCAGAUCCCAGUUCGGCAUGCACGGCUACAACAACACGCACCCAGACAUGCGGGCGUUCUUCCUGGGACUCGGGCCGUACUUCGAGGAAGCGGUUGCCCGACUGCCCGCGCACGCGGUGCGCGGCCGGACCGGGUAUCUUGCGCCGUUCUCGAACCUGGAAGUGUACCAGCUGGUGUGCGAUACGUUGCAGGUAGCUACCGUGGCCGCCAACAACGGGUCGUGGCAGUACCCGGUUGGGGCUGGAGACGACGCGUGGGCGCAACGCGCGCUGCCGCGCGCGUGGCACGAGUCCGUGCCGGCUUUGAGGGAGCGCUACCCCGACAGCGCCUACAACGAGCUGUGGAAUUGGGCGGAAGCGGGGGCGGAAGCGGGGGCGCAGACGACGUCGACGUUGUCGGCGUCAGCACGAUUGUCACUGCAGACGGACCCGUCGCCCCCCUCGAUGACGUCACCGCCCAAGCCGGACUGGUUCCAUUCGAUUCUGGACGGGGCCCACGACAUCGCGCACUCGAUCCUCGCCGAGGCCGAGGAUCUGGUGGACGAGUUGCGAGACGAUCUGGGUGUGGGUGCUUCUGAGGAGGGGCGCGUCACGUGA